AUGGUGGAUAAAUUGCACGAGUACGAGGGUUUCGCUGGGAGGGUGCACGAUGUUCGAGACAAGUUUAAAGAGAAAUGGGAGACGUGGAAGGAGUGGAAGAAUGGGAUACCGAUGGACCAGGGGAUCGAGGGGAUCUUGAAUCAUAUACGAGGGCCGCCAAAGUUGGAGAGAACUUUGGAUGAUUAUGCGCAUAUUUACAGAAAAAAGACACGAGGAGAGUUGGUACGUGUAUCCGCGGCUGUAAUGGGAAUAGAAUUUUCAUAUGCCGCGGAAACAGCGUUUGUUUCACCAACUUUAUUGAAAAUCGGCGUCGAUCAUCAGCAUAUGACCCUUGUCUGGGCACUCAGCCCUCUUAUUGGCUUUUUUGUGACGCCGAUUUUAGGAAGCUUGAGCGACAGAUGCAGAUUGAAAUAUGGAAGAAGAAGACCCUUCAUCCUAUUAUUGGCUUUAGGAGUUCUAAUAGGAUUAAUAUUAGUACCGAACGGUGAGGACAUGGGAUAUGCGUUUGGAGACAUUCCAUCUACAUCGACUAAUUAUACAGUUCCCGUGGGACAUCGAACCACGGCGAAACAUGCGAAAGAGGAGUUAGCGAAACCUCCGUCUCACUCUUGGGGAAUUUUCUUCACGAUUCUGGGGACGGUUUUGCUCGAUUUCGAUGCGGAUGCUUGUCAAAGUCCAGCCAGAGCUUAUUUACUCGACGUCACUGUACCUGAUGACCAUGCUAAAGGUUUAAGUACAUUUACCAUAAUGGCGGGUUUAGGAGGUUUCAUGGGAUAUGGAUUGGGUGGCAUUAAUUGGGACGCUACUGCAAUAGGAGUUAUGUUAGGUGGACAUCUUCACGCUACUUUUACCUUGAUAACGAUUAUUUUCCUUAUUUGUGUUUCUUGUACUAUUACCAGUUUCAAAGAAAUCCCAUUAGAAUUGUUGGAAAAGGAUCAGGAAUAUCAAUAUUUACAAGAACAAAAGACAUCUGGUGAAGAAAAAGAGGAUGAACAAAAGGAACACGAAAAAAUUACUACGGACGAGUGUGUUUCUUAUGGCACUCUAGACAAUGAUCAAGAAAUUGCUAGUAAAAAGGACGAAUUUGUUCUUAAACCCCUUCCAAUUCAAGAACCGGAGAAAAGAGCUGGUCAAGUACCAAUGAUACCAGAUGUAACCAGUCAAAAUAUUGAUUACAUGAAACAUGGUUUCAACGAAGAUAUGGGAGGAAAUCCAAAAGCCACAUUAACGGAAUAUCUUCUUUCAAUCGUGUAUAUGCCGCACAGUCUUCGUAUGGUGUGCUUAACUAAUUUAUUUUGUUGGAUGGCACACGUAUGUUAUUCCUUGUAUUUCACGGAUUUCGUUGGAGAAGCUGUUUAUGGUGGAAAUCCACAGGCUCCAGAAGGUACCAAGGAAAGAGAAUUAUAUGAAAGCGGAGUUCGUUUUGGAUGCUGGGGAAUGUCUAUGUAUUCGUUAUCUUGUUCUUGUUAUUCACUGGUCAUCGAGAAACUCAUAGAACGCUACAAAGCUCAGAGAGUUUACAUUUGCGGCUUACUAUUCUACAGCACUGGAAUGAUGAUGAUGGCAUUAACGAAACAUCCCGCAGGAGUGAUUAUAUUCUCAUGGACCGCAGGUGUUAUGUAUUCCACGUUAUUCACUAUGCCGUAUCUACUAGUUGCACAUUAUCAUGCUUCAUCCACUUUCGAAGUAACAACCGAGGGUGAAGCUAUUCAAAGCGGAGGAGUACGUGGUCUUGGCACAGACGUUGCAAUCGUUUCUUCCAUGGUGUUUUUAGCCCAGUUUCUACUCUCCUGCUGUCUCGGGACAAUUGUUAGUAAAUCUGGAACUACUACGGCGGUCGUAUACGUAGCUAGUACUCUCGCUGCUUGCGGAGCCAUUUCUGCAACGCAGAUCAUGUAUCUGGAUCUUUGAGCUUACUACUAUUUUUUCAAUGAGAUUUAAAUUAAUUUUAUCUCUUAAUUGUUAAUUUUAUAUUUAUUCUUAAAAAUAAUAAAAAACUUAUUAUUAUUUUUAAAUAUUUUUUAAAUAGACUUUAAUAUUAUUAAAAUGAAACGUUAUUCACGAAUUUCUUUCUAUAAAAAUUGACAUCCAUCAUUUUCGAUUUAUUUCAAUUGAUUAUAUAUAUAUAUAAUUAUAUAUAUUAUUAAUUAUAUAUAAUUGAUUAUAUAUUAUAUAUAUAUAUGAAAAGAAUUUCAAAUAAACAUAAAAGAUCCGUAGAAACUUUAAUGAAAAAGUUGUGUGUAAAAAUAUAAUAACGGAUGCACAAAUAAUGGCUUCGUAAUCUACAGAUACAAUUCUGUAUUGUUCAAGAAUAUUUGUAAAUAAAUGUAACUUACAAGAACAUAAUAAAAUAGUACAAUCCAUAU
Molecule: messenger RNA, 2366 nt
Organism: Apis mellifera (honey bee)
Lineage: Eukaryota; Metazoa; Arthropoda; Insecta; Hymenoptera; Apidae
Gene: lovit
Product: proton-associated sugar transporter A
Exons: 9
Coding region: 1-1911 (636 amino acids)
Biological process (GO): transmembrane transport
Cellular component (GO): membrane
Molecular function (GO): sucrose:proton symporter activity
Source: RefSeq, a predicted model, not a curated record